Camellia sinensis is the source of this 2184-nucleotide messenger RNA. RefSeq names its product polyadenylate-binding protein interacting protein. Lineage: Eukaryota; Viridiplantae; Streptophyta; Magnoliopsida; Ericales; Theaceae. Gene Ontology annotation, cellular component: cytoplasmic stress granule. The record is from RefSeq and is a predicted model, not a curated record. Gene Ontology annotation, biological process: cytoplasmic stress granule assembly. Gene Ontology annotation, molecular function: mRNA binding.
CGCACGAUCGUAAUUCCCUCGUACCGUCUUCAAGCCAAAAAGCCGCCCCACUCAUCAUAGAUCAUUCCCGCAACCUCCGAUUUCAGAAAAACAAAAACCCAAUUUUUACAUAAAUACAUACAUACAUAGAGAGAGAGUAGUGAGAGAGAGAGAGAGAGAACAGAGAAAUGGGUUGCAGAAACAGAGAGUUCUCUGGAGAAGAAAGGGCCGUCCAGGCUUCACUCAGCGACGCCUUACUAUUCACUACUAUGUGCAUCAUUGGCCUCCCAGUCGAUGUUCAUGUCAAAGAUGGAUCAAUUUAUUCUGGAAUCUUCCACACUGCCUGUCUUGAGAACGACUAUGGUGUCGUGUUAAAGAAAGCAAGGAUGACUAAAAAGGGGAAUUGUGAUGCUAAUGUAGCAAGUGGGGAUGUGAUAGAAACCCUUGUUGUCAUAUCAGAAGAUCUCGUCCAAGUGGUUGCCAAGGGAAUUUUGCUUCCGGGUAAUGGUGUUGCUUGCAAUGUCGCUGGUGACUAUGUAGGGGAUAUUGCAGACACUAUUCCUUCCCUUGAAUGUGCAGACAGGGAGGUAAAAAUGGAAAAGUCUAGCAAAACCAACACAGACAGAAUGCAAACUAGUAAAACAAGGAGAACACCCCAUACCGAGAAUGGUAUCACUCAUAGGUUUACAAGUACAAAAGUGUGCCAUGUAGGCAAUCCUCUAGAAGUUGAACAUGGGAAAUCAGAUGGCAUACAUCCUGUAAAGAAGGAUGAAGCUUCCAGUGCCCUAGUUAAUGGGAGACAGAUUGGAGAUGGCAGAUCACAAGGGAAACAGUUUGAUUAUGAAGCAAAGUCUGAUUUUCAAAAGAAAGAACUUACACAUGAAGUACAAGGCUCAGGUUCAAGCUUUGAUGCUUGCUUUACCCAGUCGAAAGCUGUUGAGGGAAUUCGUUCAGAUAUGUCAUCCAAAUUGCUGCCAAAUGGUGCACCUUCUGAUCAUCCUCUUCCUUCCAUUGGUGAACUGAACAGCCAAUGUCAAGAUAGGCAUACUUCAGAAGAAAAUGCAUACUCCAAUGCUAUUUCCUCAGCUGUUUCAACUUCUGACACAUCUUUUGUGAAGGGUAACACUGAAUCACGUGUCAGUUCAUCAUCGACUCUAACUGAAAUGGUCCCUCCAAAAAGUUCACAUUCGGCUUCUAAGGAAUUUAAGCUCAACCCUGAGGCUAAGGUAUUUUGCCCGUCAUUUGCAAAUCAUAGAUCGGUGACUCCUCCAGCAGUGCCAACAGUUGCAAAUGUGGCUUACAUACCUGAUAACUUUCCUGUGGUACCCAUUGCUAGUGCACAGCCAGAAGUUGAAAUCAGCCCGUUUGUCCCACGUUCAUCUCUGCCUGUCAAGUUUGUUCCAUAUGGUAACUUUGUAGCUGGCAGUGGAAUCGGCGAUUCUCAAUAUUCUCAACCGAUUAUUGGACAUAUCGGAAACAGGACUCAGUCAGUUAGAUAUGAUGGCCAGCAUCAUCAUUCUAUCCAAGCAGGGCCUGCCUACAUGCAUCCGAAUUCCCAAAAUGUUAUGGUUGGACGAUUGGGGCAGCUCAUUUACAUGCAUCCAUUUUCUCAUGAUGUGAAUCAAGGUGCAGCAGCUUUCUCUCAAGUUUCUAACCGUCACUUGCUGACUCCACAUCAGGGCCAUCUUCCUAAGCAUCAAGGAAAUGCAGCAGCUCAAGCAUUGCAGCUGUGUGUGACUCCGCCUUUUAUAGCUGGACAGCAGCCAUUUGCAGCAGCGCAAAGCCACAUCCCCCUUCCGCAGCCUCCCUUCCCUGUGAUUCGUUCUAUUCCAGUUCCAGGAUCCAAUGGUCUCUUCAGCACCAAGUUUCCGUAAAUAUGCUCACCAGGAAAAAAAAAAAUUUAUUAUUUCUUUUCGCAAAAAUUUUGACUAUAGCUAGUUUUAGUGGUCUUUGAAAAUUCUUUUAACAAAACAAUUGAACUCUAGAGGAGCCUAAAUUUUUCUAGUUUGAAGAGCAUUUUCUUAUAAUUCUGAGAUAUAGGAUGACAUUACAUGGAAACUUCGAGCAUCAUAAGGUGAAGAGAUAAGGUACCGCUAUUUGUAAAUGAAAUGCAUCAUUUUUUUUAUUCAUGCCGUUUUGGAUGCAAUAUGAUUUCUAUGUACUGAGAAUCAUUAACUGAAAAUGUGAGUCUUCAUUUCGUUUCAA